Closterium sp. Yama58-4 is the source of this 969-nucleotide messenger RNA. NCBI's taxonomy places the organism in Eukaryota, Viridiplantae, Streptophyta, Zygnematophyceae, Desmidiales, Closteriaceae. The record is from the annotation of a GenBank genome assembly.
AUGCUCUCUCACGCGCUCUCUCACGCGCUCUCUCACGCGCUCUCUCACGCGCCCUCUCAUGCGCCCCCUCACGCACUCUCUCACCCGCUCUCUCAAGGCGCACUCUCAGGCGCACUCUCACGCACUCUCUCGCGCGCUCCCUCUCCAGCAUCUCACACGCAUUCUCUCUCUCACGUGCUUUCUCUCGCGCACUCUCACGCACUUUCUCUCUCACACGCUCUCACGCACACCCUCACAAGCUCCCUCAUACGCUCUCUCACGCGCUCUCACAUGCGCUCUCUCACGCGCUCUCACACGCGCUCUCUCACGCGCUCACACGCGCUCUCUCACACGCUCUCUCAUGCGCUGUCUCACGCGCUCUAUCAAGGCGCACUCUCAGGCGCACUCUCAGGCGCACUCUCACGCGCUCUCUCCCGCACUCUCACGCGCUCUCUCCCGCACUCUCACGCGCAUUCUCCCUCUCACAUGCUUUCUCUCGCGCACUCUCACGUACAUUCUCUCUCUCACACGCUCUCUCACGUGCACCCUCACACGCGCUCUCUCACGCACUCUCACACGCAUUCUCACGCACUCUCACACGCGCUCUCUCCCGCGCUCUCACACGCGCUCUCUCACGCGCUCACACGCGCUCUCUCACACGCUCUCUCAUGCGCUGCGCACUCUCAGGCACCCUCUCACGCACUGUCACUUGCGCUCUCUCUCGCGCACUCUCACCACAUUCUCUCUCUCACGCGCUCCCUCACGUGCUCACAUGCAUUCCCUCCCUCACGCUCUCACGCGCACUCACACGCGCUCUCUCACGCACUCUCUCAUGCGCUCUCACACGCGCUGUCUCAUGUGCUCUCUCACGCGCUCUCUCACGCGCUCUCUCACGCGCUCUCUCACGCGCUCUCUCACGCGCUCCUUCACGCGCUCUCUCAAACGCUCUCUCAUGCGCAUACGCUCUCCCUCGCGCUACAUCUCUUUUGA